AUGGGUCUUCUCUCGCUCUCUGCCGUCGUGCUGGCGGUGUCGCCGCCGUCCCUAGGGAAAGCAGGCAGCAGACAGACCCUCCGCUACGGCGUCGCGUCCCCGCGCGCACCCGUCGCGUCCGAGAAGCGCGCCGCCAGCGCGGCCCCGCUCGCCGCCGCAGCCGACCCUGAACGUGCCGUUUUCCGCGCGCCAGAGGACGGCGUGGCCAAGCCACCGACGCCGGGACACCGAAUUCCGGGCAUCCUCUUGAUCAAGAACAUCGGCGCGCUCUACGCGCCCGAGCGCGUCCACGCGCGGCACGUCCUCGUCGUCGGCGACCGCAUCGCCGCCCUCUUCGCAGGCGACGAGGACGCCUGGGCCUGGGAGCAGACCGCGGCCUCCGUCAUCGACGCGGACAACGCCGCCGUCGCGCCCGGCAUCGUGGACGUGCACGUGCACAUCACGGGCGGCGGCGGCGAGGCCGGCCCCGCGAGCAGGACCCCGCAGGCCGAGCUGUCGCGGCUGAUCCGCUCCGGGCACACGACGCUGGUGGGCAUCACUGGCACCGAUGACGUCUCGCGGUCGCUGGAGAACCUGCACGCCAAGUGCCGGGAGCUCAACGAGCUGGGGCUCACGUGCCGGAUGUGGACCGGGUCGUACGCGGUGCCCGUGCAGGAGCGGUUCACGAUGACGGGCAGCGUGCGGCGGGACGUGGCGUUGAUCGACGAGGUGAUCGGCGUGGGCGAGAUCGCGCUGUCGGACCACCGCGGCACGCAGCCGAGCACGCGCGAGAUCGCGGCCGUCGCGGCGGACUCGCGCAUCGGCGGCCUGCUGUCGGGCAAGGGCGGCAUCGUGCACGUGCACAUGGGCCCCGGCGACGAAGGCCUCGACCCGCUCUUCAAGGUCCUCGAGACGACGGACCUCCCGAUCUCGCAGUUCCUGCCCACGCACAUGUCCCGCACGUCCGUCCUGCUCGAGCACGGCCAGAAGUGGAUCAAGAUGGGGGGGUGUAUCGACAUGACCGCGGGCAACGCCACCGUCAAGGCGCUGCAGGCCUACGCCAGCGCAGGGGUCGACCUCUCGCGCGUGUCCAUCUCGACGGACGCCUACGGCUCGCUCCCUCGCUUCGACCCCAGCGGGAAGCUCAUCGGCUACGCUGCGGCGAGGCCGGAGACGAUGCUCGAGACGAUGGCGCGGCUCGUGGAGGCCGGGUGGGACGUGGAGGACGCGCUGGCGCUCGGGACGAGCCGCCCCGCGGCGUUCGUGGGGUUGAAAGGGAAGGGGAGGGUUGCGGUGGGUUACGAUGCGGAUCUGAUGGUGUUCGACGCGGACACGUGGCGGGUGCGGGCGGUGGUGGCGCGCGGGGAGCAGGUGGCGGGGGAGGACUGGGUGCGGGGGGGCAUGUUUGAGACGGGCGACGGCGUGCGGCCGUACGUGCCUGGCGGGCCGGCCCGUUGA
Pedinophyceae sp. YPF-701 is the source of this 1437-nucleotide messenger RNA. The record is from the annotation of a GenBank genome assembly. NCBI's taxonomy places the organism in Eukaryota, Viridiplantae, Chlorophyta, Pedinophyceae.